AUGGAUGUAGAUCAAGGACCUGAUUAUGACCAGGAUGCCCCAUGGACGCCAGAACAAAUAGAAAAGGAAUAUGAAGAGAUCGUUCAAGAAAAUGACACUGAUAAUGUCAAUUCAAGACUAGAGUACAACAACAAAAACACAAGGGAAGAGCCCAAGGGCAUUGUUUUCCUCUCAAAGCUGAUGUUGUUAUUCCAGCAUUGCCACUUCUGUUUUGCCAGCAACCCUGACAAUGACAUCACUCAGACUGGAACACUUUUGACCAUAGAAUCUAAAUGCAGAGCCUGCAAACAAAUUAAUACCUGGAAAUYACAGCCAUAUCUAUUAGGAAAGUUUCCUGCUGGAAACCUMUUACUUAGCUUUGCUAUUUUGACUGCUGGAGCCUCAUUUKCUAAAAUAGCRCUGGUUUUCAGGCAUAUGGGGCUUUUGAUGUACCACCGAUCUGUUUUUUACUACCACCAAAGGYAUCUCUUAAUACCAACCAUAGUUACUUUCUGGAGGGCAUACAGAAUAAAGUUAUUGAAAUCACUUGAAGGAAAAGAUGUUGUUUUAGCAGGGGAUGGACGACAUGACUCAAUGGGUCACUCUGCUAAAUAUGGCACUUAUACCACAUUUUGUUGUACCAUAGGUCGUAUCAUUGACAUUGUACUUGUACAGGUAUGUCAUGAAACCUUUUCGUUUACUCACUAUGAAAGAAUAAUAUAA
This is a messenger RNA of Exaiptasia diaphana, 702 nucleotides long. RefSeq lists its product as uncharacterized. The transcript is spliced from 2 exons. Lineage: Eukaryota; Metazoa; Cnidaria; Anthozoa; Actiniaria; Aiptasiidae. The record is from RefSeq and is a predicted model, not a curated record. Bases 1 to 702 code for a protein of 233 amino acids.